UCUUUUGUCGGUGGUUAAAUAUUAGUAGAAAACAGUUAAAAUAUGUUACGCAUCAAACAACUACAGAAUAAAUUAUUUGAGGCCCAGGAACAAAUAGACGGUUUGAUGAGUGAAAAUCGAUUAUUGAAAAUUAUGGAGAGACGGCAAGAAAACGCACUAUCUAAAUACGAGGGUGCACACGCUCAACUGCCUCAGGUGAUUAAAUCGUACAGUGCAGAUAUUCGGACACUUCAGACUCGACUGAAGACUAUGAAAAAUUCAUACAGAGAACUGGAGGACAGAAAUCGCUUGAUUAGUACUGAGCUAUUGGAUGUUCAAAAACAACAUAAACACUUGUUGGACUUGACCAAGAACAAACAGCUCGGCGAAAGGGAGAAAUUGUCGAAUCAGCUCGAAGAAGCGGAAAACACAAUUAAACAGCAAGAGACAAAAUAUCAGAAUUUAUUGAACAAACUCGAACUUCUAAAUAAGAACCACCGAAAUCAAAUAAACGUAGAGAUAAGCAAAAAUAAGGCUCUUCAGAUGGAAUUAAACCGUUUAAUGGAAACAAACGACCAACUACUAUCAAAAAUUGAAAAACUCAAAUACCAAAGUUAUGGUGGCAGACAGAGCUACGCAUUUGGAGUAAACCAACGUAUUGCACCUAAAUCCAGGUCUACGGUAAUUUCUAAGAACUCAUUAGUUGACGUCAUCGGUGUCGUCGUUGAUCGAAAGCCAUCGUCGGAAGUCCACGUGAAAACGGUGAAACCUGAAUUGGUUCACGGCGAGUCCGAGAUCAGCGAUCACACCAAAGACCUUCAAAAGAAUUUAAUGAGGCAAGUACACGAGGAUGUGAUCAAUAAACCGAACAUGUUAGUAAAUGAUAAAAUGGAAUCGCCUCAUUUGAAUUCUGGAAUAACUGAACUGAUGAAGAAAAAAGAUUUAUCUGACGAAUUCGACGAAAGUGUCGUGCAGCAGAUUGAACCCAGUGAGGCUGACAAUCCUUUUUCUUUGUCAAAGACUAGUGGAAUAAAGUUGACCGGAGAACAUAAAUCGGUGACAAACUUGAAAAUUAAAGACGAAGAAUUAACUAAUACCGGUGAAGAUUACUUGCAAAAAGACGAUAAUUCCUGCUCAGAUGAUGAUGAUGAUGAUGAUGAUGAUGACGAUAUGAGUAGUGCAUCAUUUGUUAGUAAUUCUGAUGAAUAGAUAUACCUACGUUUAAUUUUAGUUUUAUAGGUUUUGAGCGAAAAAAGAAAUGUAUUACCGCAAUG
Messenger RNA from Rhopalosiphum maidis (corn leaf aphid), 1253 nucleotides. RefSeq lists its product as uncharacterized. The coding region runs from base 43 to 1188 and encodes 381 amino acids. The transcript has 5 exons. Lineage: Eukaryota; Metazoa; Arthropoda; Insecta; Hemiptera; Aphididae. Gene Ontology annotation, biological process: intraciliary transport. Gene Ontology annotation, cellular component: axoneme. The record is from RefSeq and is a predicted model, not a curated record.